AUGGGUUGCGGUCAUUCCAAGCCCAAGGUCGUCGAGACCCCCUUCCGCCCCCCUGCCCCUCACUUCGGGGAGGUAGAGGAGCCCAAGAUCUGCCAGACACGGUACUACAACCCGGUCGUCCCCGACCCAUUGGCGAAGAUGUCUACUCACGCCAUGCCGGACCACCGUCCGGAAUCGGCUGAACUGCCAAGGUGCAAGCCAGUCAGGCCGCCCAUCCCACACAAAUGGCGCCCAGUGCGCUCGCGGUACUACGGGCUGGGCGAGCCAAACGAGCCUUUCAGGCACUACCUGCCCCUGGACAAGUAG
Clonostachys rhizophaga is the source of this 306-nucleotide messenger RNA. NCBI's taxonomy places the organism in Eukaryota, Fungi, Ascomycota, Sordariomycetes, Hypocreales, Bionectriaceae. The record is from the annotation of a GenBank genome assembly.